UGAUCAUGAGGAUGUGUUCUGUGGCCCAGUUGACAAUGGAUGCGGGGUGCACGCGUUUAGUGGGAGGGAUUAUCCACCAAGUAGGGCAAGUGGCUGAGGCUAAGGACUGCAAUUCCAUCCAGCCUCAGUCAUCCGCUCAGUGCACACACGAACGACGAGCCAGGGGCCGACUCUUCGUCCCCGUCCAUACAAAGAACACCUCAUCCGAAAUGGUGAAGUACGUGGGACAACAACCCCAGGACAACGAGCGGAAAAAGCAGGAGCUAGUGUCCGAGCGCGGUGCGUUCACGGACCCGCGGGAUUCGGGAGACGUGUCCGACUGCUCGCUGGGCGACGCGUCGGACGCCAAGUGUUCCGCCAUGGACACGUUCAUGAAGAACGUACAAGUGUUGCUCGACGCCGCGCACUACAUCGAGAGCGUGGAUAAGAACAGCGGAAAAUGCGAGCAUGGUUAUGCUUCGACGUAUCCUGCCAAUGAUCUGGCACUCCCACAGAAACAUCGUAAAUUCAACAAGAACAGGAAAUUGGACAAUAUUCACAAUAGGUCAGCCCACAAUGAACUGGAAAAGAAUAGACGAGCGCAUCUCCGUCUGUGCUUGGAAAGGUUGAAGUCGCUCAUCCCUCUGGGACCAGAGUGCAGUCGGCACACCACGCUGGGACUCCUCAACAAGGCCAAAGUGCACAUCAAGAAACUAGAGGAGGCGGACCGGAGGAGUCAGCACCAGCUGGACACCCUGGAGCGGGAGCAGAGAUACUUGCAGAGGCAGCUGGCCCAGCUCCAGACGCUCGGCGAAAGAGACCGCGUCCGCACGGACAGCCUAGGCUCCCCCACCGACUCGGACCGCUACGAAUCGGACCGAGAGGAGAUCGAAGUGGACGUGGAGUGCACCGACUUCUCCUUAGGAGAAAUGGACAGCGUGAGUAGCGGCGGGGCCAGCGACCUGGACGACCAGAGUAGCCGGCAGAGCUCGGCCAGCGACGAGGGCUACUCUACCUGCAGCCUCAAAGUGGCCUUCUCUGCUUGAGGUCCGCUGCACUGUGCUCCCCCCUUCCCCAAACACCACUCUCUUAUGGCUUUAACCAGGGGUGGGGAACCUACGGCACACGCGGGACAGAACCGAAUUCAGUACAAUUCCCUCGAACACGGUUCACUUUUUGCAGCUUCACAGACAAAAAUAUUGCUUUCCACGUAAAAGCAGAGAUUUUAAAUGUCUUAUUUAGAUGAAAAGCAAACGAGUCCGAGGAUUUUAAUAAUUUUAUGUUAAACAAUGGCUCAAAAUUGUUACCGUAAUCAAAAAUCAAUGAUCACGUUCAUCAACGUUGAUUCAUUUCAACCACUAAAGAACAUGUACAAACUGUUAAAUAAUUGAGGGGAUUGCUUAAGUGCUUUCGCAAUCAAGUUUGCUGCUAUUUUUGCUCGCACCAAGCUUUCGUAAAUCGGGCCCAAGGACUCAAAAUGGUCCCCAACACAAAAAAAGGUUCCCCACCCCUGACUUGAACAAUCACCAGCCUGCAGCUCCACAAACAUGUCCACCUAAGAACCAGCCUUAAGCUUGACUCCAACCUAAACCUGAAUGUCUGUUGUCCCGUGAACAGCCACAAUCAAAAAGAAAGGCACUCAAAGGGUACAAGUCAAACCUUCAACCAAAUCAAUCCUCUUCAAAACCAGCAAAAAAGGCCACAAAUACCAGCUUGACAUUUGCUCCAUUUGCCUUUAAAAAAAAAAAAAAAUCAGCAACUUAAAAACAGGUCGUGACCCUUUUACUUUCACAUUUGCAUUCCAAAGUCUGAUUUUAGUUAACAGAGCCACAAGAUUCAAAUCUACACACAUUAGUUGUUCUAAUUUAUUUUGCAUAGUAUUUAUUAUGUUUGUUAUAUUUAAUUGUGCUGCAGCUUUUUUGGUGGAAAAAUAUCUGAAAAUGACUUGACCUCCCUCCCCUUGAAAUGCAUCAGUGUGAGAACCUGUUCUAUUUAUUUUAACCCCCAUUUAGAAAGUAAUAAGCUAGCCGGUACUUGUCCCGCCGGCAAAAGGUGAAAAAGCAAUAAUGCAUUUUUUUUUUUUUUAUACAUUGCUUUUGUCCGUCCAUAAGCUCUAAUGUCUAAGACUGGUGAUUUUAGCAACAAAAACAAAAAAAGUAAAUGAUUUUCCAAAGCUACAGUGCAUGUGUGUUGAAUGUUAUAAUGGAAAAAAAAAUGUCUGUAGCAUGAACAAAAACACUUAAUUUUUUUUAGUCCACAUUGAAAAAUUGACUGUUAUGUCAUCCAUCAUUGCACUGUUCCAAACCAUCAACUACAAUAACGUCGCCCAUUUCUCUCCCCGCUAGUGACUCCAUCAGCACCAAAUUGUGUCUUAAUGUGAGUGUUUGACUCUUGCACAAGUCCCUGCUCACCCAACCCACCCAACGUGUUUGGGGAAAUGUAGAAAAUGCACUAUAAAAUUAAUAAUUGUGCUUGGGGGAAGCACAGCCCUGAUGUUUUCUAGUGCUUGAUUAGGAAUUUAAUGUUUUUUUUUUGCAAAAUAUGCUGCUGGUGCCCUGCUGAUACUUUGUUACGGUUCCUGACGACGCUCCCUGGAAUCCUAAUAAAUUUCUUCCACCAA
Messenger RNA from Syngnathus acus (greater pipefish), 2599 nucleotides. Its product is annotated as max-interacting protein 1-like. The record is from RefSeq and is a predicted model, not a curated record. The transcript is spliced from 6 exons. Lineage: Eukaryota; Metazoa; Chordata; Actinopteri; Syngnathiformes; Syngnathidae. Gene Ontology annotation, biological process: regulation of transcription by RNA polymerase II. Bases 6 to 1025 code for a protein of 339 amino acids. Gene Ontology annotation, molecular function: protein dimerization activity; DNA-binding transcription factor activity, RNA polymerase II-specific; RNA polymerase II cis-regulatory region sequence-specific DNA binding.